GUAACUGGAGUAGUUCAGCCUGACCCAUGAAACUCCAAAGGUUCCACUUCUCUUUCGUUCUUUCAUUUCUUUCUUUUUCUUUUUUUCUUUGAGCUGGUUUUACAGAUUAAAACCAAAGAAGUGAUGUUAAUGGUUUUAGAUGAGCUGAACUGCAACUACUGUCACCACGUGAAACCGAAAGAGUGCAAGACCUAAACCUCAGUUAUUUAGUUAGACCUUCAGUCUGGUCAGCUGCUUACUCCUAAUCAGUCCUACAUUUUAUUACAGCAGGUUAUUUUACAGAUACUUUCACACUCUGUAACAAAAUGGCUGGUGUCUUGAUUAUACUUAUAAAUGUGAUCUUUUCUGUAUCAGCUUCCAUAUGCACGGAGAAACAGUUGGAAACGACCGGUGUUGAAGGUCAGGCUACAAUUCUCUUCUGUGAAUCAGACCUGGACAAUGAAAGCUCAACAUUUACUUGGACUAAAGAUAACCAUACUUUAGAACCAAGCUCACGGAUUACAAUGCAAGGCCAGAUAUUGUGGCUUUUAAACACUACCUCAUCUGACGGCGGCCUUUACGUAUGUCGAAGCACCAACUCAACUUUCAGUAUGGAAACUGGAGUGUUCCUGUCUGUUGAAGCCGGACCUUGUCCGAGUCUCUAUGACAUAGACGUGACACAAGAGAAAAACAAUGUCAGCCUUUCCUGUUCUGAAGAACGCAUUCCAGUUCUGGGCCAGAGAUUGGAAGUGCAGUGGUGGAAGGACUGCAAGUCUACAGGCUUACGAGGCAGUGAGUUAAAUCUUUUUAACGUAUCCAUGAGCAGCAAAGGCAACUACACUUGUCUGGUCAUAUUUAGACAUGAAGACAAAAACUACACAGCAUCACUUACUUAUCAGCUCCUAGUGAAAAAGAAAGAGACUGUGAAGGAGCCUCGAGUAAUCCAACCUCGUAACAAAACUCUAUAUGUCAAGCCAGGUGUGGAGAUCAAAUUGGAGUGCAAUGUGUUCAUUGGUAUUGGAGAGGAAUCCCAGCAAGAAACGUCUGUAUACUGGAUAAUAAAUAACUCUUACAUUGAUAUAUACCCCGAUCUUCAGCAGAACCUGACCAUAGAGAUGAGAGAGGAUUCUUGGCUAUAUGGUCGGUUAACAUUGCUCAUUCCAGAAAUUUUGCCCGAAUUCUUCGGCAUACCUUUUCACUGUGUCAUAUUAAAUCCCGUCGGAAGCGACCGAGGCCAGGUGUGGCUCAGCCAAGAUGAUUAUACCAAAUACGCAUGGCUGGUUACUGUCGUGCUCCUCGUAUUAGCAGCUGUUUUAAGUGCCGUCCUGCUGACCUUCUUUAAAAUAGACUUAAUUCUAGCUUACCGUCAUCUUUGUGGCAAAAACAAAACCAUUCAAGAAGGGAAUCGAUACAACGCAUGUGUGUUGUAUCUCCCUGGUCCUGGUUCCUCUAUAGCAGAGGACUUUGCAUUGAGGAUCUUACCAUCCAUGUUAGAGCAACAGCAUAACCUCAGACUGUUCAUACAAGGCCGUGACACAGACACAGGAGGGAAUAUUGCCAGCAUGACUGAGGCGCUGAGCUGGAGCCAGGCGGUGAUGCUCAUCCUUCCAGGCAAAAUUGGAGAUGAUACUUUGAUUCCACUAAGUAAAGACCAAAACAAGCUUGAAGAACUCUCAGUCUUUUUUUCUGACAUUACUCACUCCGGUGUCCCGCUCCUUCUGGUGGAGUGUGAGGAGAAUGCAGAUUAUUCAUUGCUGCCAGAGUCUAUACAGUCCAGCAUUAAAAAGGACAGAGUGCUGAAGUGGAAGUCAGCAGUGCAACCCAAUGGUCCUUUCUGGAAGCAGCUCAGAUAUCACAUGACCUGAGAAACUGUCUCUGUAUAAGAUCAUUCAAUAAUAAUGGAAGAAAAAAGAAAUUUUAUGCCAUGUUUAUAUACUCUACCUUUACUUAAACUAUGCAUUACCUUUUCAAUUGUUUUUGCUUUUCAUCUCAUUAACAUUUGCAUUGCUACUGUAGUAUUAUACACUUUAAUCUUUACACAGAUACUCUAUCAUGAUACAGGUAUCAUACUAUACAGUCAUCGCUACUGAUCAGAGUCUAGACACUGAGCAAAAGAAAGUUUAAUGUAGCCCAAGAACUUAAGAAAUUGUAAACCUAGGAUUGCAAACGGGAAGCUUUAGUUUUGCUUCCUAUUUUUUAUUUUCUGUCCGGUUUUCCAGGCUACACUGAAUAAGAACUGACGUCAGUGCUCUGUUGCGUUACAUUAAACACAUCGAUUAUUUCAACAGAACGGAUCUCUAAUGUUUGGUCCAUUCUUUUAAAAAAGGCUAGUCCAUCACAGGCGGACAUACAGACGAAGCUGAACACUGAUGAGAGAUUUUGGUUUAGGGUUACUAAAUGUUUACACCAGAGAUCCCCCUAUCACUGAGUGGUGCAUCUUAAUCGACUCUGUAGUUCCCUAGUUCGUGAACCAGUAUAUCGUGUUCACAAGUUUCAGACAUUGCUAUGGCCCUUACUACUAAACUAGGGAGUUGAUAGAGACACACUAGGGAUCUCACUCAUUCAGGAUUAAAGAGUCACUUGUGUCAAAAUCAAAUAUUGAUUUGUUCAGAAUAAAAUAUGAUUUGGAAAAUAUGUGUAAAAUAAAAAACAAUCUAUGAAUGUA
Tachysurus fulvidraco (yellow catfish) is the source of this 2644-nucleotide messenger RNA. Its product is annotated as interleukin-1 receptor type 1-like. The coding region runs from base 306 to 1844 and encodes 512 amino acids. The record is from RefSeq and is a predicted model, not a curated record. Gene Ontology annotation, molecular function: interleukin-1 receptor activity. Gene Ontology annotation, biological process: signal transduction. Lineage: Eukaryota; Metazoa; Chordata; Actinopteri; Siluriformes; Bagridae. The transcript is spliced from 10 exons.